This is a messenger RNA of Rhodotorula toruloides NP11, 948 nucleotides long. Its product is annotated as GDSL family lipase. Lineage: Eukaryota; Fungi; Basidiomycota; Microbotryomycetes; Sporidiobolales; Sporidiobolaceae. The coding region runs from base 1 to 948 and encodes 315 amino acids. The record is from RefSeq and is a predicted model, not a curated record. Gene Ontology annotation, molecular function: hydrolase activity, acting on ester bonds. The transcript is spliced from 7 exons.
AUGCCACCACCCCUCCCACGGCCCCUCGUCUUGCUCUGCGCAGUCCUCGCCCUCGUCCUCCUCCUCGGCACAGGACACCACAAGCGCGACGCCAUCUCGACCGCACUCGCAGACAGGCGCACCAAGUGGGUCGUCGGAAAACGCAGCAGGUUCAACAGGGUCGUCUGCUUCGGAGACUCGCUCAGCGACGCAGGGAACGGAGCGUGGCUCUUCACAAACAAGACCUGGCCGUCGGACAAGUCGUAUGUAGGCCACCGCUUCACGAACGGGCCAGUGUACUCGGAGUAUGUCGCGCAAGAGCUCGGCGUGCCCUUGAUCAGCUACGCUACCGGCGGCGCUUCGAUCUCUCACCGCGUCUCCUCUCGAUCCGGCGAACACGGCAUGCUCCCCGUCGACUGCAUCAUGGACCAAAUCGCCAAAUACUCGGUCGGCAAGACGGACGAGAGCAACACCCUCUUCAUCCUCUACGCCGGCGCCAACGACGCGUACUUCUCGCUCGAGGAAGGCGGGACACCCGCCGAGGUAUUGGUGGACUUGAAGGAGUGUGUCGAGAUGUUGAGGAAGAUUGGCGCCGAGUACAUCGUCAUCCCGACGCUGCCGCCGCUCGGCGACAACUAUCCUUACUCCAACGCCCUCCCCGACGCCGCCGAGCCCAUGCGUUUCUUCUCCACGGAGCUACACAAGAUCUACCUCGACUGGACGCGCACCCAGCCCGGCCUCGCCUUUGCCGACUUUUUCUCCCUCUUCGAUAACAUCAUGCGGCGCCCCGAAGAGUACGGGUUCAACAAGGAGUAUCUCAAGGUCGGGUGCAUCAAGGAGAAAUGUGAUGCAAACGUGAGGGAGUACAUCUGGUUUGAUGAUUACCACCCCACAACCUACGUCCACUCCCUCAUGGCCGACGUAUGCCUCAAAGCGCUCGACAAGGUGCUUCGGCCGCGGUUGUGGUGA